CUGAAUCACAUCCGCUUCUGAGCCACGGAUCUAUUAGCCAUGGUGCCUGUGGUGUGAGCCAAAACAAAAACUCGGCGGUGAUUCCCGUAGCUUCAAACGCUUCAACCUCCCUUCGAAUAUAACAAACAGAUAACAGAUAUGUUUUAGUAUGUUUUAUUUGUUUUAAUAAACGGACCAAAUAUCGUGCAAGCAAGCGAGAACAGCUCCUUUCUCCUCACUAUCAGCGGUGAUAGUGGGUAUCAUUCCCAUGUUUAUUUGUUGUUCCAUUUUCGUCCAAGUUUGAAAAUAAGAGUCAUGGGAAAGAGGUAUUACUGUGACUACUGUGAGCGCUCCUUCCAGGACAAUAUGCACAACAGAAAGAAACAUCUGAAUGGUGUUCAGCAUCACAGAGCAAAAAAGACCUGGUUUGACUUUUUUAAAGACCCUGAAGCUAUUCUCCUAGAGGAGCAAACAAAAAAACCUUGCAGAAUGUUUCUUCAGAAAGGAAUUUGUGAUUUUGGACCAAACUGUAGAUUUUCUCAUAUGUCAGAGGAGGACUUUUUUCAUCUUAGACGGCAAAUAGAAGGUGAAAAUUCUCAAGAGCAUUUCGAGGACAAAGUUUUAGCUGACAGACGCGUAGAAGACUGGCUUGCUAGAAGGGAAAAGAAGAAAAACGCCCUUUGUAGCAAAGAGACCUACAGAGACCUGAAAACUGACACGGAAGAAUGUCUUGAAGAAAGCGAUGUGCCUGCACACCUCCUCAUCAUUCCUGAGCUGCCGCCAUCACUCCAGCCUCCUCCUCCUGGUGGAUGGAAAGCCAGCGUAAACACAGAAUGGGGUUGAAACAAGCUCCAUGAAGCAAGCUCCAUAAAACAAGAUGAUGAAGUGAAUUUGUGUAAUAUAUGGGGUAAUUGUGUAAUGUUUAUAUGGGGGAGAUACUUAACAUUUCAAACAGCACAUUCAUAUUACCAUAUCGUUCUACUAUAAGAUACCACUAGUAUAGUCAUGGAAUCAUUCUUAAACACUAAAAAUAAAAACCCAAAGCUUUAAGAGUAUAAUCGGUACAUUCUUGACUGUCUUUCAUAUUGUAUCAGUCUAAGAAGUCCAUUUUGAUCUUGCUCUGGCCAGUCAUGUUUUGACAGCUCACUUGCUCUAAUCUUUCUCAGCAGAUGCUCUUGAUGUUGUCAUGUUUAUUGUCUGGUCUUCUUUUUUUUUUUUUUUUUUUAAUUGUAUUCAUUAUUUAUAUAUUACACCUCAUCAGUUCCACUUUGCACAUGCUGUUAUGGGGAAUGAUGAUCACUGCACUGUUUUUAAACUAGAAUGUAGUGUGGCCUUCGGCAGUACUGGUGUUUCCUUGUCAAUGGUCCGUGGUCCCUGCUGUGUAACUAAUAGGUGCUUUACAUGCAGUAAACAGGGAAGGGACCAACUCCUCAGCAACUCUUCUGUUGCCAUACUGAGGUGAUGUGCUUGAACAAGUACAGAUAUUUCCACACUUCUUUUUCUUUUAUAUUGACAGUUCCUAUUCAGUAAGCUUUAUUAAUACAUUUUGUCAGUGGCCAGCUGAUACUAAGUCAGACGAAACACA
This is a messenger RNA of Boleophthalmus pectinirostris (great blue-spotted mudskipper), 1564 nucleotides long. It is a transcript of the gene zmat5, whose product is annotated as zinc finger, matrin-type 5. The transcript has 5 exons. Gene Ontology annotation, molecular function: zinc ion binding. The record is from RefSeq and is a predicted model, not a curated record. NCBI's taxonomy places the organism in Eukaryota, Metazoa, Chordata, Actinopteri, Gobiiformes, Gobiidae. Bases 295 to 822 code for a protein of 175 amino acids. Gene Ontology annotation, cellular component: U12-type spliceosomal complex.